GCUAUUUUGACAGAGUUGACUUGACAUUUCUAAGACGUUUCACGUUUUAUAAAUAAAAAUAUUGCUGAAGGGUUGCGGUAUUUUUCAUUUUUAUUUUUACGGUUCGAUUAAGAUUAGUUGGUUUUCCAAUUUGUAUGCAAUUUAAAAUGGAGCAAGACUUAGAAGCUCUCAUUUUGGCCGGUGCUAGCGAUGAAGACAUCGAGUUUGUCAUAUUGUAUCACAUUCUGGGAGAUGAAGAUGAAGAUGAAGAUGAAGAUGAAGAUGAAGAUGAAGAUGAAGAUGAAGAUGAAGAUGAAGAUGAAGGUGAAGAUGAAGAUGAACUUAUAUUACAAGCUCAAAAUCAAGAAUUUUAUUUAGAAGGUAUGUCAGAAGCAGAUGUAAAAACUAAUUUCAGAUUUAGUAAGCAAGAUAUUCCGGUAUUGGUAAAUGCUUUACGCAUACCAGAUAUUAUUCACACCGAUAACAGAAACACUGUUACUGGUACUAUGGCUCUAUGUAUUUUACUGAGAAGGCUUGCACAUCCUAGUCGGCUUAAAGAUCUUCAACCAAUGUUCAAUCUUUCUCCACAGUCAUUGUCUCAAAUUAUUAAUUAUAUGAUUACAUUUAUUAUUGAAAAUCAUGUACAUCUUCUGACAGAUCUAAGAAAUGUUCCAUGGUUAAAUGAAGAGAGAAUGAAAACAUAUGCCGAGGCUGUAGGUAUAAGAGGUGGUGCUGUUAAAAAUUGUUGGGGAUUUAUAGGCGGAACAGCAAGGGGAAUAUGUAAGCCAUCACAAAAUCAAGAAGAUUACUAUUCAGGGCACAACAAACAGCACUGCAUAAAAUAUCAAUCUGUUUUGUGUCCCGAUGGGAUAAUCAUAAAUCUAAAAGGAGCAUAUAUAGGUCGAAGACAUUAUUCUGCAAUUUUUAGGAAAUCUAAUCUUUAUAAUGAAUUAGAAGCUGUGACAACUUUAAAGAAUAGAAAUUAUGUUUUAUAUGGGGACCAAACUUAUCCUCUAAAUAAUUUGCUAUUAGUUCCAUUUCCUAAUAAAGAAGAGUUGCUACCCCAUGAACAGGCAUUUAACAAUUCAAUGAAGUUUGUUAAAACUGCUGUAGACUGGGGGUUUCAAAAAGUUAUAGCUCAAUUUGCAUUCUUGGAUUUUAAAAUAAACCAAAAACUAUUAUUACAAGAUUUAGAAAAUAUGUAUAAAGUUGGUGUUAUAUUAAGUAAUUGCCAUACUUGCUUGUAUGGCAGCCAAACCUCUCAUUUUUUUGGUGUAGUACCACCAACACUUGAGAACUACCUACAUAUAGAGAAAUAAUAAAAUUUUUUACUUUUU
Messenger RNA from Diabrotica virgifera virgifera (western corn rootworm), 1316 nucleotides. RefSeq lists its product as uncharacterized. Bases 135 to 1298 code for a protein of 387 amino acids. Lineage: Eukaryota; Metazoa; Arthropoda; Insecta; Coleoptera; Chrysomelidae. The transcript has 3 exons. The record is from RefSeq and is a predicted model, not a curated record.